This is a messenger RNA of Sorex araneus (European shrew), 5545 nucleotides long. It is a transcript of the gene SRSF10, whose product is annotated as serine and arginine rich splicing factor 10. The transcript is spliced from 6 exons. The coding region runs from base 143 to 931 and encodes 262 amino acids. Gene Ontology annotation, molecular function: RNA binding. NCBI's taxonomy places the organism in Eukaryota, Metazoa, Chordata, Mammalia, Eulipotyphla, Soricidae. The record is from RefSeq and is a predicted model, not a curated record.
CGGCGGCGGGAGUGAAGUCUCGCGAGAAGAGGCGGUUGCCUUAGCGGAGCCCUCCGGCUGUGUGUGUCUCAGGAUCCGCCGCCGGAGCCGCGGACGGUUUGCGGAGCCCGUUAGUGCCCUUGCCGAGAGCCACGCCGGCGUCAUGUCCCGCUACCUGCGUCCCCCCAACACGUCUCUGUUCGUCAGAAAUGUGGCCGACGACACCAGGUCUGAAGAUUUACGGCGGGAAUUUGGUCGUUAUGGGCCUAUAGUUGAUGUGUAUGUUCCACUUGAUUUCUACACUCGUCGUCCCAGAGGAUUUGCUUAUGUUCAAUUUGAGGAUGUUCGUGAUGCUGAAGAUGCUUUACAUAAUUUGGACAGAAAAUGGAUUUGUGGACGUCAAAUUGAAAUACAGUUUGCACAGGGAGAUAGGAAAACACCAAAUCAGAUGAAAGCCAAGGAAGGGAGAAAUGUGUACGGCUCUUCACGCUAUGAUGACUAUGACAGAUACAGGCGUUCUCGAAGCCGAAGUUAUGAAAGAAGGAGAUCCAGAAGUCGGUCCUUUGAUUACAACUAUAGAAGAUCAUAUAGUCCUAGAAACAGUAGACCGACGGGAAGACCGCGACGUAGCAGAAGCCAUUCCGACAAUGAUAGAUUCAAACACCGAAAUCGAUCUUUUUCAAGAUCUAAAUCCAAUUCAAGAUCACGGUCCAAGUCCCAGCCCAAGAAAGAAAUGAAGGCUAAAUCACGUUCUAGGUCUGCAUCUCAUACCAAAACUAGAGGCACCUCUAAAACAGAUUCCAAAACACAUUUUAAGUCUGGCUCAAGAUAUGAAAAGGAAUCAAGGAAAAAAGAACCACCUAGAUCCAAAUCUCAGUCAAGAUCACAGUCUAGGUCUAGGUCAAAAUCUAGAUCAAGGUCUUGGACUAGUCCUAAGUCCAGUGGCCACUGAUAGUAUAAACCAUGAUAUUUUUAGGCAUGUAUCAUUCAUUUACUCAGUUUGGUUUACUUAAAUUAUCAGGAAUACAAUGUUGCAAUGAUGCUUAAAAAAAAAAAAACUUGUCAGUUUUCCCUGUACCAGGCAAUGGUUAUAAUUAAAAUGAUACACUGUUGAGAAGCCACUCUUAAGAGUCCAGUUUGUUUAAUGUUAUGGGCAGCUACCAAUUUGUGGUGUCUCUGUAUAUUUUUGUAAAGAUUCUCCAUUUUUAUGCUUGAAGUAUUGGUGAAAAGAUGUUGGUUGACCAUAAUUUGCAACAUUGUCUUAUUAAAAAUAAACUUUCAUAUCCAUAUUUGGUAGAACUGUUAACCUAGAAAUGUAGCUUGCUAAAUAAUAAGAUAGAAUGAUACAAAAGUGAAGUUGUAGCCAGAGUACAACACUGACGAUCAGACACAUUUAGGUUCAGGGUGGACCUUUUGUCUAGACGUCUUCGACCCAUGAUAAUAGUUUAUGACACAGUGCGGAAUAGUUUUUGUUGUUGAUGUUAACCCCACUGUCUUGGGGAGUGAUGCCAACUGGGAUAAGUAGCAUUUUCAGGGAAAUUUGAGUUGUGACUGAAACAUAGAGCCUUCACUUUUUCUUUUUCUUUUUCUUGUUUUUUCUUUUUCUCCCCCCUCCUGUUUUGUGUUUUCUGGUAUCUGAAGAUUUGAACUUAAAAACAUCAGAAAAACUCACUUUGAGAAUUGAGCAGUUCAAUGAUGGCAGAAGUAACUUUGGGAAAUAAUGCUCUCUUCUAUAGUUACUCUAAACAUUAAGGAGCAUUUUUGACAUUAAUAUUUGUUUAGUUUUCUUACAGCUAUUAAAGUCAGUUGGUUCAAAGUAGGUUUUAUUUUUGUGUGUACAUGGUGUAGAAGAACUGCAUUUUGAUGCUUAUAGCACUUGGUAUGUGCAUUUGUAUCAAAAUUUGCCUAUCUCUUUAUGAAAAAGGCUUGUUCUUCACACCUUGUUUUAUUUUAUCUGAGGCAAGUUGAAAGACAACACUCCCAUUCUAGGUGAUCCUGUGGUGCCAUGAAAUUUUAAAUAAUUCUGAAUGUAGUUUUUGAUUGAUACAUUAUGGCAGUCCCUAAAUAGAAAUGAGAAGAUAACACCCUUAACCAUUUAUAAUUUUCCAGCAUUUCUCUGAGAGAUUGUUUUGGGGACAGUAAAAGUGACUUGAUAUGUCCAGUCUCAUUUCAGAAUAAAAGCUAGCAUCUUUAAUAUUUUUUUUUAGAUUGCUUGCUUGCAAAUAUAAGAAGAAUAUUGUGGGGAAAUGACUCCCUUUAGAGGAUUACCUUUUUUUUUUUUCUUUUUAUUUUGGUUUUCAUAAUCUAGGCCUUGCCUGUAAAGAACAAAAGAUGGUUUUUAAAUACUGUUUGUGGAAUGUGUUUAAAGGAUUGAUUCUAGAACCUUUGUAUAUUUGAUAGUAUUUCUAACUUUCAUUUCUUUACUGUUUGCAGUUAAUGUUCAUGUUCUGCUAUGCAAUCAUUUAUAUGCACGUUUCUUUAAUUUUUUUAGAUUUUCCUGGAUGUAUAGUUUAAACGCAAAAAGUCUAUUUAAAACUGUAGCAGUAGUUUGCAGUUCUAGCGAAAAGGAAAGUUGUGGGGUUAAACUUUGUAUUUUCUUUCUUAUAGAAGCUUCUAAAAAGGUAUUUUUAUAUGUUCUUUUUAACAAAUAUUGUGUACAACCUUUAAAAACAUCGAUGUUUGGAUCAAACCAAGACCCAGCUUAUUUUCUGCUUGCUGUAAAUUAAGCAAACAUGCUAUAAUAAAAACAAAAUGAAGGAAAUAAUGAUUAACUGGAAUUAUUAUAGUUUUGAAUAUGAUUCUAAAAAAUAAUUGAAACAAUCCUUUGUAGAUUUAGCAAUAUUUUUAAUCAGUGUUGCAUUAGGCACAACUAACUUACUUUGGAAAAAAUAGAAAUUGUCAGAAGGAUACAUCUUAAAUAGCACUUAAAAUUCCUUAUAAUGUCAAGAUUGUUUCGUGAAUACUUAUUCAACCCUCUGGGUUAAGUAACAAUAGAUAAUUUAUAGUAUUACAAUAUGUAUUAAAGUGAAAUUUGGGUCAGCCAGUUGUAAGUUUUUAUUUUCAUUAUUGGAUGGACCAAUAUAUUUGCUCUUCCCUGUCCUGAACAAAAUAUCUUGGGCCUUAUGUUUAUGGCACUAUUUAAAAUACUUUUGCGGUGAAUUUUGGUGAGCAGUUAUACUAAGAAAUAACCACUUUGGGGGACUGGUUGAGGUGUUCCGUGGUAUCUAGCUACUUUAUAAUAACAGUUACAGCUGAUAUUUAUUGAGUAUUUUUAAUGUGCCAGACACUGUUCUAAAGCUUUAUGUGUUAAUUAAUUUUCUUUUCAAAAAACCCUUUGAGAUACUUUUAUUUUCCCCAUAUCACAGACAAACUGAGACACUAAGAAAGGCUAUAAAAGACAAAACCUGAGCAUGGUCGGUCCUUGAAUAAUUUUUUUAAUGUGUAAUUUGAGAAACGUGUUGAAGAUAGCCCAUUGAGAUUGUUUUUAGUCUGUUUAGAAAUAGCAGACCUGAUGUUUUCUUCAUUUUAUACUUUGUGCCUCUUAUUAGUUAUUUUCUUUGAGAUGUUUUUUAUAUUUUAUUUGAAGUGGCAUAGCUUCAAAGGGGUUGUUUAAGUUUAACCCAUGUAAAUUCCUAUUGAUACUUGUUGAGGAUCAUUACACCAUGCUUUGAUUUCAGGUUAAACAGUUGAGUUCCAUCGUCAUUGAGUAUCUACUGUGUGUCUGGCACUGUGCUCAAUAUUAGUAUAGAUUUUAUCAAGACUCGAGUGAGGGCUGACACUUUGUCUCUAUUUUUUACUUAAGAUCUCUCUGCAUUUUUUUUUAAGCCAAGUAAGCAAGAAGAAAAAUGACAGAUAAUGCUUCAGUGAGAAAGGAAAGGUGCUACAUAGAGUAUGAGCUGUUAAGUUACAACCCAGGGGAAAAGACCUGGGAACUAUUGUACUAUUCUCUUGAAAAUUUGGCCCAGUAAGCUGCUACAUCCAGUUCAACUAACAAAUCCUGUAUACCACAGAGAAGAAUAAAGAAAAUCAAACUGACAAACAUCCUUCUUUUAUUUAAGACCAAACUGCAGCUGGAAUACCCAGUACAGUUCUGCUUACUACACUUCAAGAAAGAUCUGAGAAAGCGGAAAAAGAACCAAAGAAGGGCAGUUCAAGCGACCAAAGGGUGGGUGGAAGGUGCUGCAGUAUGAAUACUGUGCGAAUAUUUUGACUCUGGUCUGAAAAGAUAAAAGAAUGUUAUCGAAACUACAUGGAAUAAUUGAAGUCCCUUCAAGUUUGAAAGUAAGCAUUUUAGGACAAAUAAAAGGAAAUGCAGCUUUGUACUUGUGGAAACUAAUCCCUAAAUCUGAAUAGGUUUAUAUUGAUUCAUGGGUAACAAGUCCAUAAUUCAUAAUUGGAAACUAGGAUGUCUGAAUACAAAGGAAGACAGCCAUAGUCUGUUACAGUGCCUCUAUUGGUCUGUCUCAAACUAAAUUGAGUGAGAAAAGGUAUGGUCCAAUACAGAUUUUUUUCUUGAUUAUCUUUUAUACCAGUUCCAUUUUCUCCAUUGGCAAAUCUUGCCUUUGUUUAUUCCAGUGCCAGUGUUCUCUGUUUAAUGGUUUGCUUUGUUGGCAUCUGAGUUUACUUAUAUGCCACAUGCAGUUUACAUAUUUCUUAAACUUUCCCAAGUAAAUUCUACUUGACAUUCAGUGAAGAGGGUUGAUCGGUCCAUCUCUUCUCACCACUUUUACUAGUCAGUAUAUUCAGCUAACAUUUACUGAGCCCUGAACUGGGCAAAAUUGAACUGAGUAAUUUGGAAUAAAAAUAGAUAAAUUUUUUCAGUGAAUGUCUACUGAGCACAGUCUAGUGAACCAUUACACUAUGGCCUCAUUGUUUUAUUUGAGGUGUAUUAUUUGUAACUAUUUUACACCAUUUAUAUCAUAAUGUAAAUUAUAAAACCCAUUAUACUAUCAAAGUAAUCUUGUGGUUAUUUACCAUUUAAAAAUAUCCAGUAUUUGUUUGCAUCCCAUUAAUACAGAUAAUGAAAAAAUGAUUUGUUUUAAUCUGUAAUAGAUCGAUUUAUUGUGCAGUGACUGUAAUAUACUAGAAUUAUAUUAAGUUGUUAACUCUGCCUCCUCAAACACAUUAGGAAUUAAUCCCCAAAAUUAAAAUUUAACUUUGCGUUAGAUAUAAAGGAGACUCUGGGUGCUAUAAUUAGAUAUUUGAGGCAGACAGCUGUUAUCCCAACUGAUUUAGUGUGUUCUGUAAUUGAGAAAAUGUUCACCAAAUUAUACUUCUAGUGAUUUACAUGUACAUUUUAUAGGGGACAUGUUCUGUGUAUAGUGAAUAAAUAAUUUUCAUAGUAUCACAAAAUGUUUGAUUCCUUAGUUCCUUAUUAGGAUAUGAAGCUUGUUCUUGAUUCCAUCAUUCACAUACUUGAUUUUUGUCAUUUCUGCCAAUACUCAAAACUUUUACCUGUUAAGUUCCUAAAAUUAUGAAGUGUCAGCAGUAGAGCAUUUGCCUUGCAUGUGUGAGGCCUUGGGUUUGAUCCCCAGCACCACAAAAAUAAAUAAAUAAAUAAAUGGAA